GAGGCAGUGAAUGAGCGUGUGUGUGUCUGUGUGUGUGAGGGAGGGAGGCAGGGAGGGAGCGCGGCCGCCGCCGCCGCCGCCGCCGGAUCGGUUUCUCGGGGUUUGACCAGCUGUCCCAGGCUAACCCUCUGCUCUCUGAAGAUGGAGGAAGUAAAAACAGGAUUACCCUUAGCUACGGCUCCUCCGCCGCCUUAGUCCCCCCACAGCCAACUGCCGUGCACAAACACACCUCCACUGGGCAGAGGGAGCCGACACUAAUAAACACACAAACAAAAGGGGGAUGGAACUGACUCACUGCCUGCGCGGCUGAGUGUGUGCCUGCCUACCUGGACUAGGGGGAAGAUAAGCACUGCACUUUGACUAUGGAAGCAGAGGCUGCUGAUGGAUAUAUAACAUGUGACAAUGACUAUUCUCCUGAAAGGGAGCACUGCGGCAUGGCCAUUGACCUCACCUCCAGCACUCCCAAUGGCCAGCACACCUCCCCCUGUCACAUGGCAAGCACAAAUUCAGUAAAGCUAGAAAUGCAAAGUGAUGAUGAAUAUGACAGGAAGCCCCUGAGUCAUGAAGAUGAGAUCAGAGCUCACGAUGAAGGAAGCAGCCUGGAAGAGCCCUUCAUUGACAAUAACGAGAUGGUGGAUAACAGAAAGAUCCAGGAGCUAGCAAGCGAGGGAGGAAUCCGGCUUCCGAAUGGUAAACUGAAAUGUGACGUCUGUGGCAUGGUUUGCAUUGGGCCCAAUGUGCUAAUGGUACAUAAAAGGAGCCACACUGGUGAACGCCCCUUCCACUGUAACCAAUGUGGAGCUUCUUUUACCCAGAAGGGGAACCUGCUGAGGCACAUCAAGUUGCACUCUGGGGAGAAACCGUUCAAAUGUCCCUUCUGCAGCUACGCCUGCCGGCGGAGGGACGCCCUCACAGGACACCUCAGGACGCACUCGGUGGGGAAGCCUCACAAGUGCAACUACUGCGGCCGGAGCUACAAGCAGCGCAGUUCGCUGGAGGAGCACAAGGAACGCUGCCACAACUAUCUGCAGAAUGUCAGUAUGGAGGCUGCUGGGCAGGUCAUGAGUCACCAUGGUGGGUGCAAACCGUCUUCUGAGGGCACUUGGACUUGGAGCAUCUCUUUACCUCCUAUGGAAGAUUGUAAGGAACAAGAGCCUGUGAUGGACAACAAUAUUUCUGUGGUGCCUUUUGAGAGACCUGCUGUUAUAGAGAAGCUGACAAGCAACAUGGGAAAACGUAAAAGCUCCACCCCACAGAAGUUUGUGGCACGGGCACAGUCAGGCACAGUGGAAAGUUUGGAACUACUCUGGAAGUCACUGCAGCUGCAUGAGUCACCUGGAAUAAAAAAAAAAAAAAAAGCUGUUGGUGAGGUUGCUGUUUUAUCCAUCCCAGGACAGGAAUUUGUAGGAGGUGAAAAGCUCAUGAGAUUUGGCUAUCCAGACAUCCCCUUCGAUAUGAACCUAACCUACGAGAAGGAGGCUGAGCUGAUGCAGUCUCACAUGAUGGACCAAGCCAUCAACAAUGCAAUCACCUACCUUGGAGCUGAGGCACUUCACCCCCUGAUGCAGCACACACCAAGCACAAUUGCAGAGGUGGCGCCAGUCAUCAGCUCAGCUUACGCUCAGGUCUAUCAUCCCAACAGGAUAGAGAGGCCCAUCAGCAGGGAAACCGCCGACAGUCACGACAACAACAUGGAUGGCCCGAUCUCCCUCAUCAGACCAAAGAGUCGAACCCAGGAUAGAGAGGGCUCCCCCAGCAAUAGCUGCCUGGAUUCUACUGACUCAGAGAGCAGCCACGACGACCGCCAGUCCUACCAAGGAAACUCUGCCUUAAACCCCAAGAGGAAGCCAAGCCCGGCUUAUAUGAAGGAGGAGACCAAGGCUUUGGAUGUCACAAAAGCUUCUAAGGGCUCUUUAAAGGAUAUCUACAAGGUGAUCAACGGAGAAGGGGAGCAGAUUAGGGCUUUCAAGUGCGAGCACUGUCGGGUCCUCUUCCUGGACCAUGUCAUGUACACCAUCCACAUGGGCUGCCACGGCUACCGGGACCCUCUAGAGUGCAACAUCUGUGGCUACCGGAGCCAGGACCGCUAUGAGUUCUCGUCGCACAUAGUCCGAGGGGAGCACACAUUCCGCUAGGCCUUCUCAUCCAAAGGGGACUCGUAUGAAGUAGAAGAACUGCACAUGAAGAAAUACUGCACUUACAAUCCCACUUUUCCUCAGACAUUGAAACGCCUAUUUUGUUGUUGUUGCUGUUGUUGUUGUUGCUGUUGUUUAAUUAUUAUUAUUAACCUUAUUUUUUGUGGACCCAACCUCAUUUGCUCUGCCCAGCUUAAGAAUAGAAAGAAGGAAGCGAAGGGAUAAAAGAGGGGGUUGUUGUUGUUGCCGUCGCUUUCUGGGGAGUGACCUGCCUCGCUUUCUGUGGGAAUUGGAAGGCAGUCCGUGUCUGUCUCAGUCAGUUGUACACCGUGUCCUAUUUUGGGAUAUCACUCAACCCUUCUAGGUGCUUUCAAGUCCCAAAAAGAUGCCACUUAUUUACAGUUUCAGAGGAAUAGGUAGAAACAUUUCAGAGGAGAGCCUUUUUCUGACGUGUAGUUACUGUGUGGGGUUUUGGUGGCUGGAGAAGACGGGGGGAACUUUAUUCUGCAGAAUGAACAAUUAUUUUUAAAGCAAAACUGUGAGGGAGUUAGGAGCAUGAAUCGGAGUUGCUUUCAAGGGAGAGCUGUUUUCCUGGGUUCAGUGUGUAUUGCCCCCCUAGAAUGUAAAGAAAUUUAAAAAAAAAAAAAAAAAAAAGGAAAUGUAUGUCUUAACACUGUACCACAUUACAGCAGUUUAGUUUCAUAAGUCUGAGGGCCUUCUGUGGUGAGUCUGAGGCUUUGUAUUUUUAUUUUCCUUAACUUAUGAAGCACCUUUUUUAGGAUUGUUUAUAUUCUGUUACUCCAUGCCUAUGUGUUGUCUCACUGGCUUCUAA
Messenger RNA from Empidonax traillii (willow flycatcher), 2967 nucleotides. RefSeq names its product IKAROS family zinc finger 2 (gene IKZF2). Gene Ontology annotation, molecular function: DNA-binding transcription factor activity; RNA polymerase II cis-regulatory region sequence-specific DNA binding. Lineage: Eukaryota; Metazoa; Chordata; Aves; Passeriformes; Tyrannidae. Gene Ontology annotation, biological process: regulation of transcription by RNA polymerase II. The transcript has 10 exons. Bases 363 to 2135 code for a protein of 590 amino acids. The record is from RefSeq and is a predicted model, not a curated record.